GAAUCCGUAUAAAAUCUUCUGUAAAUGCAGAAAAGCCAAAUGUAAGAACAAACCAUCCUUCCAAUGUUUUUUAAGCAUUGAAGGUACUUCACAUUAUUCUAGAUAUUUGUGAUGAGCAACUUGUUUGUAGAGUUUCUCGCUGAACUCUUAAUGUAAAAUAUCGGAUUAUAUCAAGAUAAGACGUUAUUUAUACCAGAAACAACGCAAAUAGAUUUUUAAUUCAAGCAAACUGCAUGAAGUGGAAAAAAUAGCUGCAAAAUUGAACAGAAUGAUAUCCAAAGUGGUAAUUUUAGUCUGGUUCGUGGUGUUUUGCGGACUUGUAAGCCAAGUAUAUGGAGACGACGAUGAUUGUGGUGCCGACACUGACCUUAACGUAUCAAACGUCAGAUUCACAUUCUUAGACCAAGGCGUUGUUGUCAGAUGGAGCCUGAGGACUCCAACCAACUGUUCCAUCGAAUACCACUUGGUUGUUCAAGAUAGUGACCUCGGCGUAAUUCGAGAUGAGUAUUUGGAAGAAGAGUCCGUUCAGCUGGAUGCCAUGUCGGCUUGCACCGGGUACAACGUGACUCUUAGGGCCGUUAACAAAGCGAUACCAUCGCCAGAAGGCCCGUUCCUGACUACUUCCAUCCAGUUCCAUUCAAGAGCUCAAAUUGCACCCAUCCUAAAAUCGCUGGACGUAGAGACGACAUCUAUCAAAACAACGUGGUUGUUAGAAGGAGAGGGAAAUAGAUGCCCUUUAAGAAACUUUUACGUCAAUGGUGGUAAUUUCAAUUUUUCGAUACCUCUGGAAGAUUUAGCUGACAGGAGUGUUGUUCCUGUAGAAAUCAAGUCUCUCCAACCCAACACCAUGUACUAUUUCCAGGUUUCUGUAGAAAAUUCAGCAGGAUUGUCUCCACCUACUCCAGUAGCUGUGCAGACGCUUCAUGAAUAAUUAGGAAAUAAAAAGCUUUUCCUGGCCUUUCUAUCUUUAGUAGGUAGUUUGAGGUUAAAUCAACAAUCUUACUCUUUUAAUACAAUACAGGUUGUACAAAAAAAAAUAAAUUUAUAUUUCCAAAGUUA
Messenger RNA from Anoplophora glabripennis (Asian longhorned beetle), 1059 nucleotides. RefSeq lists its product as uncharacterized. Gene Ontology annotation, molecular function: protein binding. Lineage: Eukaryota; Metazoa; Arthropoda; Insecta; Coleoptera; Cerambycidae. The record is from RefSeq and is a predicted model, not a curated record. The coding region runs from base 269 to 931 and encodes 220 amino acids. The transcript is spliced from 3 exons.